UCCUACUUGGAAUUGACCAGCCAGUUGAAACAAAUGUGAACCAAAGUGAACGUCUGUGAACUAGUCUCCGCCAACUUGGCUGCGAGCUCAUUUUUCAACGAAGGAGUAACAUCCGGAUCUUUAACCUAGCUGACAAGAUGAAGCUUCUCAUCAACGCCCUGCCACUUGUGGCCGCUCUGGUUCUGUGUGGAACGCUGCUCGACGCCCGACCUGCGAAAGUGCAACGUCCCCAGCGUCGGUCGGAAGAUGACAGCAUGAGCGAGGAUGUCAGCUCCCUCGACUCUAUGUCUAGUACAAGUGGCUCCAUAGACUCCAUGUCCGUCGACUCAGUUGAUUCUGUGGAUUCAGUUGCUUCUGUGGACUCAGUCGAUUCCAUGGACUCCGACGAGGACACAAAGAGAGAGGAUUCGGAAGAUGGCGUUGCCGGCGACGAUGACUCUUCUGCCGACUCGUCUGCGGACUCUGUCGACUCCUCUGCUGACUCUUCGGCUGAUUCAAGCGAUGGUGACAGUGUUGACGACAAGAGAAGGAAGAGAAGACAGGAGGAUAGUAUUGGUGAUGAUAAUGACUCCAGUGCUGAUGAAGAUGAAUCGGAUUCGACCGAUGAUAGCUCCUCUGGUGACUCCUCUGGAGACUCGGUCGAUUCUUUGGAUUCAGUGGCCUCUGUCGACGGUAAGAGGAAGAGGCGACAGAGCGAGGAUGACUCAGCUAGCGAUGAUGUGUCGUCGGCAGACUCUUCGGACGCCGAUUCCUCGGCUGACUCUUCGGACGCCGAUUCCUCGGCUGACUCUGUCGACGAUUCCUCUGCCGACUCUAUCUCUGCAGACUCCAAGUAAUCGGCACUGUACUCAUGCAUAAAACACCCAAGUCAAACCAUGCAGUAACUAUCUCACCAUCCCGCUAUCCCCAAAUACUAUUCCGGAGAUUAAUCACUGGCACAGCCGAAAUAUAAUUAUAACAAAAAGUAUCAACUGCUCUAUACGCCCUGUACGUUUUCGCUCUAUUCCCGCAAUGCCUUGCGCACUAUCUACGCAUGUUUGACUGUAUUGAUGAUACCGUUAUGAUGAUACCGUUAUGAUCCCUCUCCGGUGAUUAUUGCUCUUUACAAAGCCUAUCAAGCCAACGAUGUAACAACUUAUAAGGUAUGCUAUAGGAUAUAACACAUCUGCUAUCUCCCCAGUGCAUGUAUGUCUAUAAUGAUCAUCCACAAUUUCUUUGUGCAGCGCGAAAGUAACACAUCUAUCUAACUUCGA
Molecule: messenger RNA, 1253 nt
Organism: Sycon ciliatum
Lineage: Eukaryota; Metazoa; Porifera; Calcarea; Leucosolenida; Sycettidae
Product: dentin sialophosphoprotein-like
Exons: 3
Coding region: 138-836 (232 amino acids)
Source: RefSeq, a predicted model, not a curated record